Anopheles bellator is the source of this 792-nucleotide messenger RNA. RefSeq lists its product as uncharacterized. The record is from RefSeq and is a predicted model, not a curated record. Lineage: Eukaryota; Metazoa; Arthropoda; Insecta; Diptera; Culicidae. The coding region runs from base 1 to 792 and encodes 263 amino acids. The transcript is spliced from 3 exons.
AUGGAAGCGGACGUUUUCAGUAAAUUGAAGCAUUUGCCGAUGCAUAACUGGAGAAACAACCCAAGCUCGCCGAUCGCGCCAUCGGCGUUCGACAUAGCGGAGCUACAAAGAUCUCUGGCAACGGUUCUACAGGUUCUUCGUCCCUCCGAGCUUCGACAGAAGCCAGCAGGUGAACCAUCGAUCCCCUUUGGUGCUGUGGAGCGAGACCCUUACACUUUGGAUGGAUCCUUGAUAGGCAACGGUCCCACUACCGCCAAUUUCUUGCUCCACGGAAAGCUGGUCGAGAUAGGGCCCGGAUUUCAGGGAUCAGUAAAAGAGCAUGAAACUGUGCUACCGGACAACGCAGUUCCAGCUGGCCAAAAGCGAGCAGCGGCCCUGCGCUCAACCGUCGCCCGUCGUUCCCACAUUCUGCCUACGGUGACCGGAAACGGCGGUGGUAGCCACGAGGACACCAGCUUCAUGCCGUCAAUCAGUGUUGGUGAGUUUUACGGAGCGCUGACGAACUUGGGAGAUUUCUUUCAGAACCUCAAACAGAACCUGGAAUCGUUGGAAUCGAAAAAUCUCAACCACGAGCAGGUGAAGCUCCUGGAGGGACAGAACAUGAUCAGCCACCUUCGCAAAGAGUUUGUCGAGGACUAUCCAAAGCCGGCGGGCAGUGCCGCUUUCCUGCACGCCAUCCGGAACUACCGACCGUCGCAUCGGAUCCGGGCGCUGGUGUCCACCGUGCCGGAGCUCUACCGUGGAACCAACUAUCACGAUCCCGUUUACAUGCUUGCCGGGCUCGGAAAAUGA